UUUUUCUUUAGAUAACAUUUAAAAACUCAACUUGCCAAACAGAUAAAAUAUUAAAAAAAUUGGCAUUGGGAAGGAUUAAAACAUCAAUUCAUAUGAAUCAAAAUCUUAGUAAAAGUACCAAUAUGAGUGGCAGACUCAAGAAUUCAACUCCUCAAACCCCCAACAUAUGUCCGCAAGUUCGUAGCCGACCACGUAACCGCCAAUUUCGUUUAAUGUCGACAUCAGCAAAUGAAGAGGAACUAUCUCCCAAUUCACCGCCCACUAUUCUUAACAUAGUGGUACCAAGUCAUAUAGGCAGUGAAACUUCGGUUGUAAGUUCUGGUUUAAAUGCAGCAUCGUUAAAUGUGGUCACAAAGUCAUCGGCGCCAUUUGUGCCGUCGCCGCUGUUAGAUUCGAACGAGUACUAUGAGAAUUCACAACAUCCGCAUUGGCUUGAAGAGUCUAAUUCAACCAUUAAAUCGUCCACAAAGAAGUGCCAGUCAAAAUCUACCAAAAUUGAAAAAACGUUUUCUAAGGAGGACCACUUUGAGUCUCAACAAUCAGCUAAAAUCUGUCAUCCUUUUAAACCCCUACAAUAUGACGUAAGCUAUUUGAAGCAGCGUCUGGUCAAGUACCGUGCUGAAACAGAAAGUUGUGGAGAUGCAGCUAAAUUGAAUGAGCAAUUAAAUGAAAUAUUUAUUCGACGCUUGGUAGACAUUGAAAAUAUGGCGAAAGGUGAUACGGAUAUCAAGCUUGUAACUUAUCAGGAAUGGGUGGAUAUGCUAAUGCAAAUCAACGAAGUUAUCAUUUGUAAUAUGACAGAUCUAGAGAGCGAGGUUGCAGAAAAACUAGAAUGCAUGAAACGUCGGAUUCAAUCCAGCUGUAGUCAAACCAGCAAUAAUGAACAUAAAUAUCGUCAGGACAUUUGUUCUCUAAUGAAACUCAUAAAAAACGCCUAUCAUCACGAUAACUGGGAUAUUGAGGGGCUUGAAUUUCAGACGGUAAAUCUACCUGAAAUUUUGGGCACGAGAAAUAUCACUUGUUCGGACCUGCAACAAUCAAAUAUUAUGACGCUAGAAUGCGGCGAAGAUGAUCGAGACUCCCCCAAUAGGUGUUGUCUUAAAGAGCCCGAGUGCGUUUUGCAAAAUGUUGUAUUUGAUCCGCCUGAUGUUGGGGGUGGGGAAAAUGAUCUACAUUCGAGCUGCGUCGCCAGUUGCGCCAAUACCUGCAAACUAAACGAAAACAUGGAAAAUGUAACAGAUAACUCAUUAGAUCUAUGCAAAAAGAGUUGCCUUGCAAAUCAAUAUAACUCCAAUUCGAAUUUGCGUGCUUUAGCGGAGGAGGUAGCCGAAAAACAUGAUGAAAUCUGUGACUUAAGGCGACAAAUUUCUUGCUUAGAGGAUGAGAUACAGAAGGCGCAACAAAAGAUUCAGCUAAAGGACAAUGUUAUAAAAGAGUUGCGAAAUGAUUUGAAAUGUGUCAAUACCAAGCUAAUUGAUAACGGCUUAAGUAUUUGUGGUACAUGUGCCGGAGCUUCGUCCAAUUAUAGUAUGCCACCGAUCAACUUGGAGGAACUGUCGUCACGAAGUGCUUCGACACAAGUGUCUGCUGGGUUAAAGUCAUGCAACCAGGUUUCAUUUAUUGCUGAAAAUUUAUCUUAUGAUUCAUUGAGUAAUGCCGGUCAAGUGGAACAACAAAGGCUAAAAGCUCUCGAAAUUGAAUUAAACGAACUUUUUCAAGUUACUAAGGAGUUUAAAAGCCAAAAUCUAGAAUAUCAUCGAAAGCGACUGUCGGAUAUUUUAAACAAAUCAGAAAGUGAAAAAGCAGAAGCCUAUAGAAAGUUAGACUCCAUUCGUAAGCAGCUCAUUAACUUAGAAGCUUCUACCGCAAUGUCGUUUAAAAGCUGCUGCAAUGAUUCUGAUUCAGGCUUUAGCUCUAAAUGCGACAGUAAUCAGGAUGCUAAGAUAUUUGAUGCUCUUCGAAAUCGUUUACAACGUCUAAAUGAAAUGAACAUGGCAUUGAAUCAUCGCGUUCAAGCGCUUACAAUUGAAAAUAAUGAACUAUCGACAUGCUUAAAAACAGAGCAGACUUUUGCAAAGAGGAAUAGUGAUACACUAAAGACUCUAGCUGAUAUGAUUUGUGGAAUGUCGGACCAGGAAUUUGUCUACGAUGAAAUUUAUGAUAGAAAUUCUGAGUCUAACCCUUUCUGUCAAGCCAUCAUAAAAAUGAAAUACGAUUUCGAGGAAAAGGAAAGUAAACUUAUGAAUAGCUCAUCAAUCACACACGAACAGAACGAAGAUCUUCGAUGCCAGGUACAGCAACUGCAGGGUACUAUUUUGGAAAAAGAGCAAUGUAUAGGAAAGCUAAAUAGUAUGCUGGACCAACUGCGAUACGAACAACAAUGUUCUAACGACUGUUGUCUUAAAGCUAAAGACAAGGAAAUACGAGAGUUGUGUCAGAAGUUGGAACAGGCGAAUAAGAAAGUUGAAUCACUUGUAUGUGAACUAGAACAAAGCCAAAAGCAGGAGCGGUUUUUGCUUUGCGAAACUCGUAAACUGAACGAAGAAUUAAAUGACAGUAAACGGAAACACGAUAACUUAAGUACGCAGUUGCAUCGAUUAAAUAAACUAUUGAAGUCACAAAACGAUUGUCGGACAGAUAUUUGUAAAAAAUACGAAGAACUGGAACGGAAUUAUGAGGAUCAGGCGAAACAGUUACGAGCCGCCUGUGCGCAAAUGAAUUGCCUACAAGAACGUUUAGCACUGAUGGAUAAACGACAAGAGGAGCAUAACAUGGAGCGUAAUCUAUUAAGAGAUGAGGUACUCGCUUUGAAAGAAAAAGAGGCGAAAUUACUAAAUAAACAAAGAUGUCUGGGGGAUAAAUUAUUGAAGACAGAAAAUGAAUUAUAUACGGCGCACGAUGUAAUGAAGGAGCAGCAACAUAUCAUGCAACGCAGUGAAUCAACACAAAAAGACUGUACAAAGCGACUUCAAGAGGCGAACAAUGAGCUAAAGCGACAAUUCAACGUACUUUGCGAUGACUACAAGCAACUCGAGAAUGAGUACAGAAAACAAUGUGAUCUACGCAAACAAAAUGAGAAGGUUAUUGACUCAUUUCGAAAAUGGAAGGAAGCACAGCUUAAAGCAGAUGACGCGACUCGAGCAAGUUUUAAACAGUAUGAGGGACACAUUAAACUUUUACUUGAGGAAAAACAACAAUUCACCGAACAGUAUCGUUGUCUGCAUGGAGACUACCUUGCGCUGCAAAAUGAAUUAGAAAGAAUAAAAAUGUGCGCCUUCAGAUUUAGCAAUUCUGGACCUUCUUCGAAUAUUUCAGAAAAAUCGAUGCCUCAGCGCAUUGAAUUAAUUCGAAGCACAUCAUUGCGCGUUUCACAGAAGAGCAGUUCUUUACAAUGUGAUGACACAACCCAAGAAGCAUCUGCUUCGACAAAUCAUCUGUGAGGUUACUCGCUAAACAUGAUCAUCAAGCAAUAAAGUAUAAUAACUUAGUUAUUUAGGAAAGCUGUGUAGCGCGCCACUUCUUGGGAUAUUCACCAUUGAAAGCUCCAUAACAGAAAUACACUGUCGACGAAUGUGAAUCACAUGUAUAAUACCUACUUAAUUAAUUUGAGUAUAUUAACUAGUUGUGUUCGAAGUUACUAAAUGUGGGUAUAUGUAUACAUAUAUUAUAUUUAUCUAUGCAUAUAUAUAUGUACCAACUAUACAAACAAAUUAAAAUAUUUUUAGUACACAUAUUUAUUUUUUGACAAUGAUCGUUUUAUGGUAAAUAUGUAUAUCACAUACUAUACGUAUCAAAGCAGAAUAUAUUGCUUUUAAAUUAGAUUAGCACGCAUUCAUAAAAAAUGUAUAUUUAUGGCAACAAAAAUCAAAAUGUGGAAAUAAAAAGACACCAUUUUAAUUAAA
Molecule: messenger RNA, 3902 nt
Organism: Bactrocera tryoni
Lineage: Eukaryota; Metazoa; Arthropoda; Insecta; Diptera; Tephritidae
Product: polyamine-modulated factor 1-binding protein 1
Exons: 22
Coding region: 93-3440 (1115 amino acids)
Source: RefSeq, a predicted model, not a curated record